Apis mellifera (honey bee) is the source of this 3863-nucleotide messenger RNA. Its product is annotated as ecdysone-induced protein 74EF-like. The coding region runs from base 1580 to 3202 and encodes 540 amino acids. NCBI's taxonomy places the organism in Eukaryota, Metazoa, Arthropoda, Insecta, Hymenoptera, Apidae. The transcript has 2 exons. The record is from RefSeq and is a predicted model, not a curated record.
UCGCACGAGAAGAAACUAAACAAUUAUAUCAAGUUGGCUAGCCCGAUGGUGCAUCGCGCAUCGCAUUUCAUAGAUACUAGCCAUUAAUCUACGGAAUCGACCACACUGUAGACAAAGAAGCUACAAGGGGACAAAGAAGGAAAAUAUUGAGAGGAAGAGGGCGUUGCAGAAUGUCACGAGUAGACACGAGGAUUCGACAGGACUUGGCUUUCAGUCGCAGCUCGGCAGUCUGUACGAGACGAGCGAGAUACGUGUGGUAAAGUGUGUAGUUUGUAUACAUAUACGUGCACGGUGCAUGUAUAUUACUACUCAUAGACAUACUCUCGCGUGUGUAAAGGUAACCGAUACGCCGGACGAGUUGACACACGCGCAGCAAUGGCGUACCCCUUUGAAGAAGCCUGAACGUGUUCUGUCGUUUAAUUUUUCUUUGUGCAGCUGUGUUUGAAGUGAGUGAAAAAGACAAAUAAUUUGAGUAAAAUCUCUUAUAUAUAAGGCAAUGAUAGAAUUGCAAAACAACGUCAGUAUAUUAAAGUGUUUCAAUCUUGUCGAAACGAAGAAACGAGACGUUACGCCCAGCCUGUUCAGAUCCAAGCCCCCAUUGCUUGCUCUGAUAUAUAAAUCUACUCUUCGUUCUCGUGAAUGUCUCUGAAUUUUGUAAAUAAAAAAUCCGAUUAAAAGUGGAAGUGUGGCAUUCUAACGUUUAAUUGCAAAUAUAACACGUACGUAUAGCAAUCGAGAUAUUACCGUGCGAAGAAUUUGUGAAAGAGUGAAGUGGAUUACUAUAUGUAUCGAGAAUUCGAAAGGGAAAAGACGAAAAAAAAUACGUUUAUAUAGAGAAGAAAAAGGAUUUUGGAAUAGCAAACGAGAGAUUGGAGAGAAAUAAAUAGAAAAUCAUAGAAGGCAAAGAUCGAUGUUGCAAGGAAGCCGGUGUCCAACAAAUCAGGGCCGGUGGUGUUCGAAUUCGUAGUCGGUUGUAAGCUCUUUACGACUUUUUUUUCCUUCUCUCUCUCGAAAUAUGCGAUAACGCUCUUUCGCUCAUGUACAUUGGGGGCUUCUGCCUCGAGGGUUUUCCUUGGUGUUGGAUAUAAUAGCUGAUUGGUCCAACCCUUGGAUAAGGCAACCCUCUCUCUCGCAGCGAUGAAUCGUACCAUUUUUUUACAUCUCAAAUUCAAGAUUUGCCCGUAAAAAUUGUGAAAAUUACCACGAUCGUUAAGAGGAUCGAUACUCAAUCGUAUCGAUACAAUCGAAAAUAGAGAUAUUGAGAAACGAGUAUAUCGAGAAAAGAAAGAUAAAAACAAGAGGAGAAAAGAGAAGUAGAAGGAGAAAGAGGGAAGGAAACUAGAGAAGAAGAAAAAGUGCUGGAGGAUCGCGAAUUCGCGUCUCCGGCUGUGCGGUGAAAGAUCGAGUAAUCUCAACGCUGGGCGAGACGGAGAGCAGUGGAUCGUGGUCGUCAUCGGGGAGAAUAAUCACGAGGAUCCCACGAAAUGAGAGGCUAGCGUUCGAGGUGGGUCGUUGGUCAGCGGGCGUGCAAGAAGGGACGGUUCGGCGGCGGAAGCCUGGAUAGUAGGAGGUUUCCAACAUGGCCGCUGCCUGCUACGAGAAGGAAGUGGUGGUAGGUGCCGCUAUGCAUGGACACGGUCAUCACCAUCACCACCACCAUCACCACCACCAUCACCAUCACCACCACGGGAUCGGCGGCGGGUCCACCGGCGGUGGCGGCGGCCCGGCUGCCGCGGGUGCCGCGAGCGGACAGCAAACCGUCCUGCCGGCCGCAUCGACCGGCAUCCUCGACACCGCCGCCACUGCUGCUGCCGUCGGCUCCGCCACGACCGCGAACGCGAACACGACGACCGCCACCGCGACCGCGGCGGCUGUCGCAGCCGCGGCGGCGGCCGCCGCGGUCGCCGUCACCACCUACAAGGACUACAAGGACUACUCGCAACCUCUCCACGUCGACUGCAGCGUCGAGUACGAGCUGCCGAGCCAAGCCAAACCACCGCCCGGCGGCGGCGAACCUCUUCUCAUGAUACACCCGUGCUAUUAUCGACGAGCCGAACGGGAGAGGAGAAGCCCUUUCGUCAAUAAUCUGCCACCACCGGCAAACGCGCCGAUCUCGUCGAGGCGAAGCAGCAGGCGAAGCGCCUCGGCCGCCGUCGUUGCCACCGCGACCGCAGCCGCUGCCGUCUCCUCCACCUCGUCCGUCGUCGCGCCCUCCUCCGCGGCCGCCGCCGUCUCUACCUCGACCGUGUCUUCUUCCAGUUCCGCUGUCGCAGCCGCAGCAGCGGUGUUGUCGGCAACCGUUGUCGCGACCAGCGAUUCGGGAUCGAAUCUCGUCUCGACGACCAGUCAAAUGUCUGCUGCGGCUAUGGCAGCUUCCUAUCGCGCGGCUCUAAAUGCUGCUGCGACUCUGUCGCAACAACAGCAACAAAGACGUCAACAACAUCACCCGCAACAGCAACAACAAUCACAAGCACCUCCGCCACAGCAGCAGCAACAAAGUCAUCAUCAUCUUCAUCGAUCUCAUGCUCAUCCCCUCCACAAUCAACAACAACAGCAGCAACAGCAACAGCAGCAGCAAGUAAGUUCGGUGUCGUCGACCUCCUCCACCACCGAACUGAUCUCUGCUGACGAAAAAGCAGUCAUAUCAGGUAUUUAUCAACACUACUUCCGCGCAAUGCGCGCUCACAAUCAUCAGCAUCGACAGCAACAGCAGCAACCGCAGCAGCAGCAAGCAACGCAGCAGCAGCAGCAGCAACAUCGAACGGCUCAUCAGAUUCAUCAUCAACCUCACCAAAGCGACCGAAGUUCCUCCUCGUCGGUGACGCCAACGGUUACGUCGAUAUCCGGCAUAUUGCGGCAGACUUAUCAACAGACGUAUAACGCGACGAAUUCGAGUUCGUCGAGUCAUCUACGGGCAACAACGGCCUCGGUGGUCGGGCAUCAUCCGUAUAGGCGACCGUCGACCACGUUACGUGCAACGUCGCACAUUGGCCAACAGGCCUCUUCCUCCUCUUCCUCGUCCUCCUCCUCCUCCUCCUCCUCGACGUCGAUCGGUGCUUCCAGCAGCGUUUCUUCUUCUGCCGGCGUUUCCAGUGUAUACGCGAGCACAAUACACAGGCAUCACGCCACCUCGCUACACGCCCUUCAAGCGGCUGGUUUUUACGAAACGCCCGGUUAUCACGCGCUUUUGCCGCAGAGUUAGGUGUCUACCAGCAGCGCGGUGAACCCGCAACUCGAGACCGACCCUAUUGCCAACCUUCAUUUAUUCACCUAAUCCGGCUACAAAGCUCUCUCUUCCCUAUUGUACGACUUAUCUUCCAUACUCGUUAAAGCGCAUACGGGUUGGUCUAACUCUGCCUAGUACACUCGGGAUACAUCUAUCUCUGCGACAUACACGCUACUUCUCCCUACGUGUAUGUUCCGCUGUGUAUAUACGUAAAUAUGUAUGCAUACGUAUAUAUAUGUAUGUAUGUAUGUAUGUAUCGUCGUCGACGCAACGAUCGUACGUGCCGUGCUCUCCGUUGUUGGCAGUAGUGUGCGGGUGGCCGGACGGACGGACGGACGGACGAGCAGAAAGCCACAGAAUAAACACACGACGCAUACACACCACCACCACCAUCACCGCUAUUAUACACAGAUAUACAUUGAACCAGAGACAGAUGGAUGGAACCACGAACAACUGAAAUGGUCGUCUAUGUGUAGGCAUCGACCAAUUUCAUCCACCUGCAAUACGUGUGCGCUUCUCUCAGGGGUGAAGCUAGCUAGCUACUAAUCGACUAAAACUACUCUCUAUUGUGGGAUGGGAGAGAGGGAGGAGAGAGAGAGAAAAAAAAAAAAAGGAAAAAAAGAAAAAGAAAAAAAAA